AUGAGUGGACGGGGCCGCGGACGAGGCGGUUCGCGAGGGCGAGGGAAACCGCGCGGCGGCCGAGGAUCGCGGCGCGUCGCCACUUUCGAAGAAGUCAUGGAGCGAAACGCGGCUCUCGAACGCAGAGAGCGGGGCGAAGAAGAGUCGAGCGAAGAAGAGGAGGAGGAAGAAGAAGAGGAAGAAGAAGAAGAGACGGCGGCCACCAAGUUCAAGAGACCCCUCGAUUUCCUCAGGCAACAAAAGAAAAAAGAACUGGGCGAGGACGACAGCGAAGACGAGGAAGAGGACUUGUCGAUAAAUCUGGGCAACAUGCGCUUGUCGAUGGCAAAUCCCAAUCGCGACCGGAAGGCUGUGGAGAAGACAGGCGUCGUGGAGCUAAGCAGACGCGAGAGAGAAGAAUUAGAGAGGCAAAGGCGACAGCGCAUCUACCAGAAACUGCAUGCGGAAGGCAAGACGGCAGAAGCCAAGGCAGAUCUCGCUCGGUUGGCGGAGGUCCGACGGCGGCGCGAAGAAGCAGCUAGAUUGCGGGCACAGAACGGAGGCGGGUAG
Messenger RNA from Neospora caninum, 549 nucleotides. RefSeq lists its product as hypothetical. Lineage: Eukaryota; Apicomplexa; Conoidasida; Eucoccidiorida; Sarcocystidae. The record is from RefSeq and is a predicted model, not a curated record. Gene Ontology annotation, molecular function: RNA binding. Bases 1 to 549 code for a protein of 182 amino acids. The transcript is spliced from 5 exons. Gene Ontology annotation, cellular component: cytosol.